AUGCAGAUUAGCUUCGAUGUCUCGGAGGCGGAACUCGCUUCACUGAAGACGACUCAAGUUCAGCUUGCAAGCGCUGUUCAAUUCAUCGGUGUCCAGUAUAGCAAGGUGCAUGAUAAUGGUGCACGUGCACAUGGUGGGACCCGGGUCAUGUUAGGAGGGUCCUCUGAGUUUGUGUCAAUGUACAGCCAAAAGGGUUCAAGUGGAGUUAAUCAAGAUGCAUUCACUGUUUGGAAGGACUUCACCGAGCAAAAGGACAUGAUCUUUUGUGGCGUGUUUGAUGGUCAUGGUCCUCUGGGACAUAAGUUUUCACAGUGUGUACGUGACAAACUACCCUUAAUACUCUCUUCAUCAAUCAAACAGUCACAAGAAAAAGUCAUCAAACACAUUGAUACUGAUGUAGAUGGAAGCCGUCAUAGUGAAGCCGUCUAUGUUGAGGAUAACCAAAACAUGUCCUUUUCGACAUGGGAGGGAAGCUUUAUGAGGUGUUUUAGUGAAAUGGAUGAAAUCCUUGCUAAGGAGGUAGAUACUAAAGGAUUUGAUGGCGGUAGCACUGCAGUAACUGUUAUCAAACAGGGUGACAAAUUAAUAAUUGGCAAUUUGGGGGAUUCUCGUGCAGUUCUUUGUAGAAGAGCACAUGACAACCAUCUUAUUCCUGUUCAACUUACUGUUGACUUGACCCCAGAUAUUCCAAGUGAAGCUUUAAGAAUCAUUAAUUGUGGAGGUAGAAUUUUUUCUGCAAAAGAAGAUCCAGGUGUAAAUAGAAUAUGGAGGCCAAAUGGGUGCCGCCCUGGACUGGCUAUGGCAAGAGCCUUCGGGAAUUUUUGCCUAAAAGACUGUGGCCUCUCCUCAGUCCCUGAUCUUUCAUACAGAAAACUUACAAAGCAGGAUGAGUUCGUGGUUUUGGCUUCUGAUGGGGUAUGGCAUGUGCUUACAAACAGUGAAGUAAUGAACAUAGUUGUUUCCGCACCAAAAAAGUCCAUGGCAGCCAAAUUGUUAGUAAAGCGUGCAGUUAAGGCUUGGAGGUGUAAGUAUGGUUUCAAGGUUGAUGAUUGUACAGCUAUAUGCUUGUUCCUCAGGGAUUAG
This is a messenger RNA of Sphenostylis stenocarpa, 1083 nucleotides long. NCBI's taxonomy places the organism in Eukaryota, Viridiplantae, Streptophyta, Magnoliopsida, Fabales, Fabaceae. The record is from the annotation of a GenBank genome assembly.